Messenger RNA from Phymastichus coffea, 3436 nucleotides. Its product is annotated as coiled-coil domain-containing protein 102A. The coding region runs from base 409 to 2022 and encodes 537 amino acids. The transcript is spliced from 6 exons. Lineage: Eukaryota; Metazoa; Arthropoda; Insecta; Hymenoptera; Eulophidae. The record is from RefSeq and is a predicted model, not a curated record.
UGUAUUAUCUUGUUUUUCCAUUCAAAUUUUUCGCGCUCGCGCUGCCAUAUUUAUCCUGAAAGUGAAGCUAGAUUAUAAGAUUACAUUUCCAGAGAGAUGACUAAAUAAAAAUAUUAAGUCUUGUUUUGAUAAUUUUGGAAAUCUAUCAGUUAGAUUAUUAAGUUUAGCCGUAUAAAAUUGUUGAUCGCAAUAUUAUGUUAAUUCAGCGCCGACAAGUGCUUUUGUCACUACCACCCCUUUUUAUUCGAAUGUCCGGAUAUGAUCGAUUUCAAUUGUGAUUCAUACAUUAGUGUCUGCAAAAAUGUCAAUGGCUAAACACUUUAAACCCUUUGACGUUUAUUGGAAAGUGUAUUUGGAUACGCGAUGAGAUAAAUGGAUUGACAUCUAUAAAUUUAGGUCAUAUGUAACAUGGCACAAUCAUCCUCAGCAAGUGGCACUUCCUCGAGGAGGCAUCUAAGGGAACAUGAUGCUAGCUUACCAAGUUCACCUCGAUAUGCUGACAGUGAAUGGGAAAGCAAAGAGACACUGCUCUACAGAGAGCUUGAAGAAACCAAAGCAAGAGCAGCACAGAUGGAAAAGACCAUGCGAUGGUGGUCUGACUGUACUGCAAAUUGGAGAGAAAAGUGGUGUGAAGUUCGAGAUGAAAGGAACAAAGCCAAAAAAGAUAUUAAAACACUGAAAUCAAAAUUAGAAAUGUCAAUAAAAGAACUUAGCGUAUAUAAACAUGAGUCUAAAGAACUUGGCACACAGAAUGCAUAUCUGAAAAGAGAACUAGAGAAAUUGCGUAGUAUAUUUCUAAACCAUGCUGGACAUAUUGACCAGCAACUGAUCUCAUCUUUAGAAACAGAUUUUCAAUGCAAAAGUGGUUUGAAUUUUGAUGAGCUACUUGAUAGUAAUGUUGAAAAAUCAGAAAAAAGUACUCCUUCUUCUUCAAAAAAAGAGUUUAUUAUAUGUAAGAGCCCUCCCAAAGAUUCAGAUACUAGAAGCUCUUCAGACAAAGACAUUGAUGACUAUAUCAUGCAAGGAGCUGUACCAAAGCAUUCGUUGGACAAAGAUUCAUCACCUACACCUCAAGAAAAAAGACAUUCUAAAAUAGAGUCAGCCAAUGAAGAAAUUUUAGUGCAAAAAAUGUCUAUGCUUAAUUUAAGAUUAGAAGAGGCCACAAAGACAAUAAGUGCUGAAAGAGAGGAAAAAUCUUCAUUGCACAGAGGGAUAGAAAAAUUAAGAAACGAAGUAGUUCAGCUCAGAGAAAGAUGUGAGGAGUUACAAGACAGUCGAACAGAAGCAAUCAAAGAGCUUUUAGAAUUGAAAGGUAGAUUUCAAGGAGAACUUAGUGCAGCGCAAGCUGAUCUCAUUGACGAAGCUAGCAACCGAGAAGGCAUGGAUCGGCGACUAUCAGAACUACGAGCCGAGUUGGAGAAACUUCAAGCAGAAAACGCAGCAGAAUGGGGCAAACGCGAGCGCCUCGAAACCGAAAAAAUUUCUCUUGAGCGCGAGAACAAACAGCUUCGAAGUGAAAUGCGUGAUUUACAAGAUCGAGCAGAAACGCGCCGAGCUCGUCCGGUAUCCAGUUGUGAUAUAGAUUCGAAACAACUACAACAGGAAUUACUCGAUCGAAAUAAAGAACUCGCAGACUUGAAACAUUCGCAUGCGAAAGUUAAGAAAAUGUUGGCGGAGAAGACUACGGAACUUACUCAUGCUAUGCGUCGUUCUGAACAGUACGAGGCUGAAGUUAAAAGAAUUCGCGUAAGAGUCGACGAACUGAAGAAAGAAUUGGCUUUAGUCCAAGAUGAAGUUGAUGCGGCGAAUAAUACCAUUAGAAGGUUGCAGAGAAAUAAUGAAGAUCUGACUGAGCAGUUAGAGAACACCAAUGCGCAACUGGAGCAUUAUAGGAAUAGUAUUUUCGAAAGCCGAGCACCAGACGUAGUCGCCGAGAUUAUGGAUGAUAAAACUAGCAACGAAGAUAACGUCAACGAUAACGAUAAUGAAGGGAACGGCGAUGCUAACGGUAAGAAUUCAUAAAAAGAAACUUCAGAUGAGACUGUGCCUCGAUGAAAGAUAUUAAGCAUUCACACAUAUUAGAAAUGUAUUUUCUCGGAGAACCCAGAUAAAUUGCCCAGUACCUGCACGUCAUAAAGGAUAUUAUCUAUAUAUUAAACUUCCAUAUUUAAGAAAAAGUGUAACAGAGAUCUAUAUAAGUGUAUAAAAAUGUAAUGAUUGUUUUUUAACGAUCAAAGCGACAAACAGCGCUACGACACUCUUCCUCAUACCUGUUUCUGUAAAUUUGUAAAAAUAGUCUCCUUACAAAAGGAAAAACUCGAUAUGACUAUUUCGCUGAUGCGUUAGCUCAAAGCAAAACUGAGAUAAUUCAAAUUGAAUCUUAUUUCUCUAUUGCACUUGUUAGCAUUCAAUAUAAUAUUGUAACAACCAUAUUUAGUUGAUACUUAUUUGCAAUUUGUCUGUGACGCUUACAAUAUACUCGCUUAGUGUAUAUAGGACUAUCGCUUGUCUCGCAUUUUCUCAACGUGUUCAUUACUAUUUAAUGAUAAUUCUUUUUAUUACUUUAUUAGCUGAGAAAACUAGUCAAUGUUGAAAUAAUCAAUAAGUUUUUUGUCUACUAUGUGAUAUAAUUAACUAGUACUUUUAUUAUUUUAAUAACAAUUUGUAAAUGCUCAAGAGCCUAUGGCUUUUAUUUCCAAUUUUAAAUGCUCAUGACGUUCUAGUUUUCUUGAUCAAUAAACAUUAAUUUUUCAUAAUUGAUGUAGUAUUUAUGUAUAUAAAUACUUCAUGUGUGUACAUAUUUGCAAACAAAUCAGUGCAUUUAUGUCAAAUAAGACUCACGUAUGAAUAUUAUAAGUAAUACCUCAGAAUUACCAAACGACUGAUGCGUGAUAAAAGAAAAUAAUAUAAGAUGAAACUAAUUUAAAAAAAUAAUACCUUUUCUGAUGUCAUGUACGAAAAAAUGUCAAGAACGAAUAUAUGAUUCAAAAUCUUGUAUCUGAAUUUACAUGUCAAGUUUCAAGCAAUAAUGCGUCAAACUGUAUACGCAAAUCUUCGAGUACCUUAAGUCACGUUUCAUGAUAUUUUGUCGCUUUUAUCGUUGGAAUCUUUGUAAGGACGUAUACAGUGUCAUAAAAUGUUUGUCUCUUCAUUGCAAGCUCACUGUUUGGUCUUUCGUACAUUUAAGUAGAAAACUGAGAGAAAUAAUAAUCCCUAAUUUAUUAAUUUUUUUUUAUUUUUAAAUAAUUAUAUAAAAAGCUUUAUUUAUAUAUAAAUACUACAUUCUGGAAUGCACAGACUAUAUAAAUUGUAUAAUUUUGCGAUUAUUAUUUUCAAAGCUAUACAGCAAUUUGUCAUUUGUAUUUUUUAUUUAGUUUUGAUACAGUCUUUAUCAAAUGACAGUGUAUUGUCAAACUAAUAAUGCAAUAUUCAUCAU